AUGAUGGGCCCACAUCAGAGUGCCCACCCAAAAAGGAGAGGUCUCAAUGAUGACAUAUCCCAGCAGUGGGUGCUGCAUAUUCAAGAGGAUGUGGUGAGGGCAGCAAUGAAGCUGUUCCACUGGACUGCAGCUGUCUGUGGGAGUGGCUCUGUACUGCGAGAACGGGAUGCCCAAGUAAAGUUCAACAAGCAGUUGAAGGAAGAUGAAGCACAAAGAGAAACUGUUUAUGCUGUUAAAAUUAAAGAAGAUGCCGAAUUAUUACAUCGAGAAAAGUUAGAUGAAAUUGCAAAGAAGAUAUGCAAGUGUAGAAAAUAUAAAAGGGAAAUAAAGCAACAAAUUGAAGAAAAUGAACAAAGAAGAGAAGAAGACCAGAUAGGAGAGAAGGAAGAGUUAAAAGCUAUAAUCAGAGAUGUUCAGAUUGCAGAAGCUAAACAUAAAGAACAGGUUCUCAAGAGGAAGAAUGACACUAGAAAGUUUUAUAAAGAUGCUUUAGAACAAGAUAGGCAAGUGAAAGAGAAACUGCGAAAAGAUGAAGAGGAUGAAGAAAGGCUAAUGGAAAUAUGUGCAGCUGUAAGGCAAAAGAUGGCAAGACUGGGAAGAGACAGUAUAAAAGCGCUAAAGGAUGAGGCAGUAAAAAGGAGAAUUUUACUGGCUGAAAUUGUUGCAACAACACAGGAUUCCAUUCUUGCAGCAGAGCAAGAAUGCCUUAAUAGAGCAAUUGUAGAGAAAGAAGCAAGAGCAGAAGAAGCUAGAGAGAAAGAAGCUGCGUACAGGAGAAGACUUGUUGAGGAAAUUAAAGCAGCAAGGAAAGAUCUGUUAGAUAGAGAGCAAGAAUUUAAAAGAAAGGCUGAGGAAAUUAAAAAAUGGAAUUUAAUACAAAGAUACAAACAAGAUGAAAUGAACAGAAUAGCUGAACAAGAUGAGAAGAAGAAUCACAGGGAAACGUGUCAAUCAGUCCGGCGAAACUAUGAUGAACAAAUGGUGGAAUUUAAUAAUGAAAUGGAAAGGCAAAAGCAAGAAGAGCUAGACAAUUUACGAAAAAUUAAAGAAAAAUGGAAUGCUGAAGACAAAGAAUUCCUUACUUAUUCUAAAGAUGUCAUUGAAGAAUCAAGAGAAAAAAAACGGAAUCUGAUACCACUGGAGAGAGUUGUGAAGGCAUACAAAAAGAAGAAUCAACUUGUGAGUAUCCAGAGAGAUGAUCCGCUGCAAAGAUCACGUGUUCCUUUUGGACCUCGGUACACUUUUGAGCCAGAGCAAAAAACAUUUUUAAAGGAGGAGUCCAUGGUAUAGUAAAAUUUAGUCUGUUGCCAUUGACAAAUAUAAAAUAGUUGGCAUAUAUUACUUUGAAAUUUGUCCUGUUAAAUCAUUCAAAUGAAGAGUAUGUCUUCAUAGUAUUAAUAAUAAUAUUUUGUGGUAUUGUCAUUAUAUCAUUUAGUGAAACUGAU
This is a messenger RNA of Schistocerca americana (American grasshopper), 1445 nucleotides long. Its product is annotated as trichohyalin. The coding region runs from base 1 to 1290 and encodes 429 amino acids. The transcript is spliced from 8 exons. NCBI's taxonomy places the organism in Eukaryota, Metazoa, Arthropoda, Insecta, Orthoptera, Acrididae. The record is from RefSeq and is a predicted model, not a curated record.